AUGGCCAGCAACGCAAAGGGAAGGAUCUCGGACUACUUCAACCGGCCCAAAUUCGCCAAACUUAACCAAGAUCGCACCCCGGAAAAGAAACGAUUUCAACAGCCCCGCCAACCCUCGUCGCCGGAAUCCCCGCUGACCGAGCCAGCAUCGUCGUGGAUUGAUCUCACCUCUGAAGAGCCCUGUGACGGUCCAAGCAGCCAGCUCAAGUCAUCUCUUAUUCAAUCAGUGGAUGGUGCACCCUCAAAACCCACGCCAUCACAAUGCUUGUCACAAAGCUUCCAGAGUAUCCAAAGUACGGACGAAGCCUUACCAAAUUUGCCGAAAGACGAUAUCCAACAUCCUCAGCGCAUUAUCAAAGGGGGCAAGCAAGUGGUGAUCAGCUCGGAUGGGGAAGAAACUGACUCAGACAAUUCAGAUUUCGAUCCAAUGGCGUUAUUAGGCAUAAAAUCAAAGCAAAACGAGACCCCAGUCCCUGCCAAAAUGCUUUCUGCGCCAAGACAGAUCGUCACCACGGUCAAAAAAUACAGAAAUAAUAUCCAUACGCUUGUAAAUGACGCGAAGACGGAUAGCGAGACAGAAGCCAACGUUGCCAAGGCGAAAGCCACCCUGGACGCUCAGGCUAAUGGCACGCAGAAGAUCCCAGGCAAUCACGGGAAAACGGGCCUAUCCAAAGAUGUGUUGACGUCAGCUUUGGGAGGUGAUGAAGAUGAUGACGGGGUGGAUGCUCGACGUCUAUUUGGUGCCAUUGAAAGGACAGAUGCCCUUGCGCGAAUUCAGGUCUGGCGCUUCUUGAGUCCGACCCGCGGGGCACCAGUUCCUUUCGAAUUUCCCAGGAAGAUAUUCCCCAACAGUUCACAGUUCGCAGCUCUACGAGAACCUGACUCUAGAGAACGUAUCAUUCAAUCUGGCAUGCUUGAAUUUGCUGCGUCUUGGCAACGUUUACCAGACGAGUUUAUCAUGUGGCUCUUUCACUCUUUGCCUCUUGAACCCCGGGAAGAGUUGAGACAAGCUUACGUGAGAAUACUGACAGUAACCCCUAAAGAACCUGAUACUGGAAGGAUACAAUCUCUUAUUCGUCCUUCGAAUAUCGAUGAAGUUUUUGGCUUAUUGGGUGCCAAAACAGAGUCUUUGGACUUUUCAAAGGCGAUUGUUGAGGAUGAUCGUUAUGACCCAAGCUAUGAUAAGUCAGCAUUGAAAGACCGAGGAGCUUUACUCUCUCUCUUCGACUUGCUUCGCGAAGCUGCUGAAUUAUUUGCCAAAGACACUCGAGAGCAUGCAAUUCAAGUAUUGCUGCGCAUCACUUUGGAUACUGCAAUCACGGCAGAUUAUACGAUCCGCUCAGAGCUUGAAAGCUGCAUUGGUGCCCUUUUGCAAAGCGUGGCGGAAUCGGACAUUGAGGAAAUGGAGACUCAAAUCUGCGCGACCCUAUACAAAACCCUUCAAGACUCACAGUGCCAAAGUCGCAUGUUACAACACAUUCUCCCAACCACUGUAUGGAUCUCGCGGCUGCGUUACCGUCUCGCCAUGGCAUUCUUGCUUCGAAGCCCCGCACCGUUGACGGAACCAGUCCAGGAUAUUUUGGAUUUGAAACGUUUGACUUACUCUUUAAUUGGUGACAAGCGGUUCCAAGUGAGAACGUUCAAGUCGGAGGAAGACUAUGACGAAUUGACGUCCUACUCGAUGCUAUUGGAAAUUUGCAUCAAUACCUGUCUCUACGAUCUGAGCUACAGGGAAGACAGUACAGCAAAAGAAUUCAAUGAGGCGGUCGAUAAGCUUGCAGUGCAGAUCAAGAGGAUUUUCAGCUCGAUUGAAAAUACAGGAGGUGCGCGCUACCUUAAACGGCUAUUUGCCAAAGGAGCUCUCGAGUUAAUCUACCACCGCAUGAUUCACUCUGUUCGCUCCAAGCCCCAGCCCAAGAAGGGUAUGUUUACGCCAUACGCCAAGACUACAACGGGCAAUAUCAAAACCCACUUCAAGUCAAGGGUCAAUACAAACCCUUCGGACGAAACAUUGAUGCCGAUCCGUCGACACGAAUCAUCUUGA
Molecule: messenger RNA, 2043 nt
Organism: Penicillium verhagenii
Lineage: Eukaryota; Fungi; Ascomycota; Eurotiomycetes; Eurotiales; Aspergillaceae
Exons: 7
Coding region: 1-2043 (680 amino acids)
Source: RefSeq, a predicted model, not a curated record